Molecule: messenger RNA, 5955 nt
Organism: Scleropages formosus (Asian bonytongue)
Lineage: Eukaryota; Metazoa; Chordata; Actinopteri; Osteoglossiformes; Osteoglossidae
Gene: gbf1
Product: golgi brefeldin A resistant guanine nucleotide exchange factor 1
Exons: 42
Coding region: 273-5945 (1890 amino acids)
Biological process (GO): regulation of ARF protein signal transduction
Molecular function (GO): guanyl-nucleotide exchange factor activity
Source: RefSeq, a predicted model, not a curated record
ACUGAGAGCCGGUUUUUUUUAGGGUUCAUUUUCAGUACCUUAACUUAAGCUGUUGAAGUUUCACUCCUAGGUUCAUGUGGUUUUUGGCGACUUCGCUGUCUUGAAAUGUAGCUAAGCUUUACAGCUGCUGACGUGUUUAACAGCUCCGUUUGCCCGUAUGUGUUAAAAUUAUUUAUUUUUCUUGAUUUGUGCUAGUAGCUACUUAGCUUCAGUUCAGUCAGUUGAAAGUGGACACGACGCCAUCUUGGAUUCGCAGCAUCACAGAUUUCACCAUGGUGGACAAGAAUAUAUACAUUGUUCAAGGUGAGAUAUGUGCUGUGGUUGGCGCAAUUAAGCGGAAUUCAAGAUGGAGUACCCACACUCCCUUGGAUGAAGAGCAAGACCCUCUACUCAACAGUUUUUGCCACUUGAAGGAGACACUCAACAAUAUUAAAGAGCUAUCAGAUGUGGAGCCGAAUGUGUUCCUACGGCCUUUCCUGGAGGUGGUGCGGUCUGAGGACACCACGGGACCUAUCACGGGCCUGGCGCUCACGUCUGUCAAUAAGUUCCUGUCCUAUGGGCUCAUAGAUGCCAACCAUGAAGGAGCAGCUGAGAGUAUUGAGAACAUGGCCGAUGCUGUGACACAUGCACGAUUUGUGGGAACAGACCCUGCCAGUGAUGAAGUAGUGCUCAUGAAAAUCCUACAGGUUCUGAGGACCCUUCUGCUCACGCCUGUGGGAGCUCACUUGACCAAUGAGUCUGUGUGUGAGAUCAUGCAGUCCUGCUUCCGCAUCUGCUUUGAGAUGAGACUAAGUGAGCUACUGAGGAAGUCAGCCGAGCACACUCUGGUGGACAUGGUGCAGCUGCUGUUCUCCAGACUGCCCCAGUUUAAAGAGGAAGCCAAAAGCUUUGUGGGUGCCAACAUGAAAAAGAUCCCAUCUUGUGUCCUGGACAAACACGGUCUUAUUUGUGCAGAGCAGCCUAUAAACACCAGUCAGAGGGGCUUAGAGAGGGCUUACAAUAUCUUGUGGAAAAACAAACGUGUGCAGCUCAAGAUGCGUGCAGGAGGGAUGAGUGAGUCUUCCAAAUGGAAGAAGCAGAAGCGUUCUCCACGGCCACCCCGACACAUGGUGCGCAGUGCCUCUGGUUUGACUGACACCUCCCAGCCACCCACUCUUAGUAAUAACCUUUCAGGUGGAGUUCCCUUCAUGGAGGAGCAGCCACCUGGUCUCCCUCUGUCUGACAGCGUGGCCUCCUCCAUCUCCAGCCCUGCUGCUGACAGUGGUCUCGAUGCCUCCUCCAAAGCCACAUCUAGGGAGGAUCUGACAGACCUGGAGCAGAGCAGCUCCACUGCCACCACGCCCUCCUCCGAGCCUGGUCGACUUGAAACACAGGGUGAAGCAGUGCAGGUUGAGCGUACCCAGUCAGCUUCAGUGGAGUCCAUCCCUGAGGUUCUGGAGGACAGAGACUCAUUGGCGGAACAGUCAGACACGGCCUCUGUGCAUGACAUGGACUAUGUUAACCCCCGUGGUGUUCGCUUCACACAGUCCACCCACAAAGAUGGUGCAGCCCUGAUCCCUUAUGGCCUGCCUUGCCUCCGAGAACUCUUCCGCUUUCUCAUCUCCCUCACCAAUCCACAUGAUCGCCACAACUCAGAUGUUAUGCUGCACAUGGGACUGCAGCUGCUGACUGUGGCCCUGGAGGCAGCGCACAUUGCCCCGUACCAGUCCCUGUUGUGCCUGGUCAAAGACGAACUCUGCAGGCACCUCUUCCAGUUGCUGAGUGUGGAUCGUAUAAAUUUAUAUGCUAGUUCGAUACGAGUGUGCUUCUUGCUUUUUGAAAGUAUGAGAGGACAUCUCAAGUUUCAGCUUGAGAUGUAUUUGAAGAAACUUAUGGACAUCAUUACCUCUGAAAAUGCCAAAAUGCCCUAUGAGAUGAAGGAGAUGGCCCUUGAGGCAAUCGUGCAGCUGUGGAGGAUCCCCAGCUUUGUCACGGAGCUCUACAUCAACUAUGACUGUGAUUACUACUGCUCCAACCUGUUUGAAGACCUCACCAAACUGCUCUCCAAGAAUGCCUUUCCUGUGUCAGGGCAGCUGUACACCACCCAUCUCCUCUCUCUGGAGGCCCUGCUCACUGUGAUUGACAGCAUAGAGGCUCACUGCCAGGCCAAAGUGCUCAACAGUGCUGACCAGUCAGAUGCGGUCACACCCGAGGUAGAGGGCACAGGCAGCAGGGGCACUGACACCGUCAUAGGAGAGAGACUUGCUAACACCACCUCCACUGUGAAGAAUGGCCCAGAGGUUGAGGAAAAGCCUGCGUGCCUCCCCACCAGUGGACACCUGAUGGCGGAGAGGAUGAGUUUGGGGAGGCAGGACCAGGAGGAAAUAGAGCUCGCUGACAAAAAAGCACCCAAGAAACCACAGCGGUUCUCCUGCUGUCUGCCAGACUCUCAGGAACUCAUAGAAAUCAAGAACAAAAAGAAGCUGCUGAUCACAGGGACAGAGCAGUUCAACCAGAAGCCUAAAAAAGGCAUUCAGUUCCUGCAAGAGAAGGGCCUGCUCAGCAGCCCCAUGGACAACAAUGAGGUAGCCCAGUGGCUUCGGGAGAACCCUCGCCUCGACAAGAAGAUGAUUGGGGAGUUCGUCAGUGAUCGUAAAAACAUGGAGCUCUUGGACAGCUUUGUCAACACUUUUACCUUUCAGGGCCUUCGGAUUGAUGAAGCAUUGCGUCUGUAUUUAGAGGCCUUCCGCUUACCUGGGGAGGCACCUGUCAUCCAGAGGCUCCUUGAGACCUUUACCAAUAACUGGCAUAAAGUGAACGGCUCCCCCUUCAUGACAGAUGAUGCUGGCUUUGCCCUGGCCUACGCUAUCAUUAUGCUCAACACUGAUCAGCACAAUCAUAAUGUCCGCAAACAGAACAUCCCAAUGACAGUGGAGCAAUUUAAGAAAAACCUGAAAGGGGUGAAUGGUUCAAAAGACUUUGAUCAGGACAUGUUGGAGGACAUCUACAAUGCAAUUAAGAAUGAGGAGAUAGUGAUGCCUGAAGAGCAGACAGGACUGGUGAAGGAGAACUACAUUUGGAGUGUGCUGCUGCAUCGGGGGGCCUCGCCAGAGGGAAUCUUCCUGCAUGUGCCUGCUGGUAGUUAUGACCAUGACCUCUUCACCAUGACAUGGGGUCCCACCAUUGCUGCCCUUUCCUAUGUAUUUGACAAGAGCCUAGAUGACACCAUUAUCCAGAAGGCCAUUGCAGGCUUCAGGAAAUGUGCCAUGAUAGCUGCUCAUUACGGAUUCAGUGAUGUGUUUGAUAACUUGAUCAUCUCUCUCUGCAAGUUUACAACACUAAGCAGUGAGUCGAUCGAGAACCUGCCAACUGUGUUUGGCAGCAACAGCAAAGCCCAGGUGGCUGCAAAGACAGUGUUCAGCCUUUCCCACCGGCAUGGGGACAUUCUCAGGGAGGGCUGGAAGAACAUCAUGGACUCUAUGUUGCAGCUAUUCAGGGCAGAGCUCCUGCCCAAGGUCAUGGUGGAGGUUGAGGACUUUGUUGAACCAAGCGGAAAAAUAUCCCUCCAGAGGGAAGAGACUCCAUCAAACCGGGGUGAGUCUGCAGUGCUCAGCUUUGUGAACUGGCUCACUUUGAGUGGAGCAGAGCAGUCUGGACUUAGAGGACCUUCCACUGAGAGCCAAGAGGCUAAGCAAGCAGCCAUUCUCUGCAUCAAGCAAUGUGACCCUGAGAAACUGAUCACAGAGAGCAAGUUCCUACAGCUAGAGUCUCUGCAAGAGUUGAUGAAAGCUCUCAUCUCAGUGACUCCAGAUGAGGAGACCUAUGAUGAAGAGGAUGCUGCAUUCUGCUUGGAGAUGCUGCUACGCAUUGUGCUGGAAAACAGGGAUCGUGUGUCGUGUGUAUGGCAAACUGUGCGUGAAUACCUGUACCACCUGUGUGUGCAUGAAACGGAGAGCUGUUUCCUGGUGGAGAGGGCUGUUGUGGGGCUCCUACGUUUGGCCAUCCGACUGCUUCGACGUGAGGACAUCAGCUCCCAGCGCCCCACUUCCCACUGGCAGGUGCUGCUGUCCCUACGUCUCCUGCUGAUGAUGAAGCCCCACGUAUUGUCACGGGUCAGCCGGGAGGUAGCCUAUGGUUUGCACGAGCUGCUAAAGACCAAUGCUGCUAACAUUCAUUGCAGUGACGACUGGUUCACCCUUUUCUCCCUGCUUGAAUGCAUUGGGGCUGGUGUCAAGCCCCCGGCCUCUCUGCAGGUCACCACUGGGCCUGAUAAUGACACGGGUGCCCAGUCAGACAGUGAACUGCCAUCCUACCACACAAGUGAGGUUAAUGUGGAUCGUGGCUAUACCUCUGACUCUGAGGUCUACACAGAGCAUGGCAAGUCCAGAAUGCCACGCUCCAUCACAGAUGUGGAUGUGGCCAACAGUGGCUGGCUUGUGGUUGGAAAAGAUGACCUGGAUGUCAGCAAACCAGUAGUCACCAAUCCUAAACCCCCAACCCCCCCUCUUGUAAACCAGUACAGCCUCACUGUAGGCCAGGACAUGGGCCUGCAUGACACCAAAUCUCUUAUUAAGUGUGUGGAGUCACUGUCCUUCAUUGUACGUGAUGCUGCACAUGUGACGCCUGAGAACUUUGAGCUGUGUGUCAAGACUAUCCGGGUGUUUGUGGAGGCAAGCCUGAAUGGAGGCUACAGGACCCACGAAAAGAAGAAGAGCCAUAAGUAUGAUGCCAAGUCUAGUCGUUUGCGCAAAAAGCCACGGGAAAAGGACGGGCUGUCACGGCGGGUCAAGGCAUCCAACCAGAGAGCCUCGCGGCCCCACAGUGAUGAUGAGGAGGAUGAGGGGGUGCCUGCCAGCUACCACACGGUGUCAUUACAGGUUAGUCAGGACCUGCUGGACCUUAUGCACACGCUACACACGCGGGCAGCCAGCAUCUACAGCUCUUGGGCAGAGGAGCAGCGCCAUCUCGAGGCUGCAGGCAGGAAGAUUGAGGCAAACUCUCAAGCGCUGUGGUCCAGCUGCUGGUGUCCACUGCUACAAGGGAUCGCCUGGCUGUGCUGCGAUGCACGGAGGCAAGUGCGCAUGCAGGCCCUCACUUACCUGCAGAGGGCGUUAUUGGUGCACGACUUGCAGACACUAGACGCUGUGGAGUGGGAAUCCUGCUUUAAUAAGGUGCUGUUCCCUCUGCUAACAAAACUGCUGGAAAACAUAAGCCCUGCAGAUGUGGGUGGCAUGGAAGAGACUCGGAUGAGGGCCUGCACCCUGCUCUCGAAGGUUUUUCUACAACACCUCUCACCUUUGUUGUCAUUGCCAACAUUUGCUGCCCUCUGGCUUACCAUUCUGGACUUCAUGGACAAGUACAUGCAUGCGGGAUCGAGUGACCUACUGCUGGAGGCCAUCCCAGAGUCCCUGAAGAACAUGCUCCUGGUGAUGGACACAGCUGGCAUCUUCCACAGCGCAGACUCGCGCACUGGCUACUCUGACCUGUGGGAGAUCACCUGGGAAAGGAUUGACUGUUUCCUGCCAAGACUUCGCGAGGAGCUUUUCAAGCAGGCAGCGAUGCCAGAACCUGUUUCCAGUGUGCCAGUGGAGAGUGUCGCACCUCCAGCUCCCUGCCCUGCCACCCCAGCACCAGUUGUUCCCACCGAGUCCAUGUGUCCCAGCAGGCCAGAGUCACCGCAAGAGCCCCACACUCCCAGUGCCAAUGGAACAGAGAGGUCUUCUCCAGUGCCGCACACCACCCCGCCAAUUCCUGUCCCGAUGAAGAUGAACCCCAGUGAGGUUCCAGCCACAAUCACCCAGUCCCCUCUCAUCCUGCAGCCCUUAGCCUCUCCACUGCAGGUGGGGGUUCCACCAAUGUCUCUGCCCAUCAUACUCAACCCUGCUCUCAUUGAAGCGACUUCCCCCGUACCUCUUCUACCUGGUCCCCGGGCCACUGAUUCUGGCGACACCCCUGAGGUAAAAUAAUACACCUGUU